GCUCGGCUGCCAACCGUCAAACAUGGGGAGAGGAUGCGGGAGGGCUGCCCCUCCGCGCCGUAGGCCCGCCCCGGUGUGGCUUGAAGGGGGAGCCGCGCUCGCCGGCAAAUUUCAGGGCGGAAGGCAAUCCGGCAAGGUUCCUGCCACCUAUAAGUACAUGCAGAAACAUCAGAAUCAUGGAGGGGCUCUUGCAUUACAUAAAUCCAGCACAUGCCAUUUCACUUCUAAGUGCGCUGAAUGAGGAGCGUCUGAAAGGACAGCUGUGUGAUGUUGUUCUUAUAGUAGGAGAUCAGAAAUUUCGAGCUCAUAAAAAUGUUCUGGCUGCCAGCAGUGAAUACUUCCAAACUCUGUUCACAAAUAAGGAGAAUGAGUCUCAGUCAGUGUUUCAACUCGACUUUUGUGAACCAGAUGCUUUUGAUAAUGUUUUAAACUACAUUUAUUCUUCAUCCUUGUUCAUUGAAAAAGGCAGUCUUGCAGCUGUGCAAGAACUGGGCUACAGUCUUGGAAUAUCCUUUCUCACAAACAUUGUUUCUAAGAGUCCUCAAGCUCCUUUUCCUGCUUGCCCUGUUAAGAAAAUAUUGUAUCAAGAUGAAGACGAAAGUAGUUCUCAGAAGAGAAGUGUCAUUGUUUGUCAGAACAGAAUUGAAGCACAAGUGAAAAGUGUAAGUCAAACACAACAUGAUUUAAGCCAUACUUCUAAACCUUCACCCUCUGUUGCUGUCAAAACUAGCAGUAGACCACAAGUAACAAAACCAACUGAAACCCUUCAUAACUUAUCACUGACUGAAAGGAGAUGGCUGAAAGAAAGCCCUGUGAGCUAUACCAAGCUUCAUGAAACUUCUGGAACUGUGGAGGAUCAGAGCAGAGGUGGUUUAGUGAAAAGGAACACAGUGCUGCCUCAAAUGCCGUUAGCAGAGAAAGAAAUUGCAAGCGAUGAACCAGGAAGCAGUGGUCAGCUUUUAAGAGCAAAGGCCGCAGAGAUGUCAUUAAAAAGACUGCGUCCACCAGUCUUGUCUCUGCGUGGUGCAUCAGAAUCUACAUUUUUGUUGCGAGAGGCAGGAAAAGGAAAUGGUCAAGGUGAAGACAGGAAUUUGCUGUACUACUCAAAGUUAGGGCUAGUAAUUCCAUCUAGCGGAUCUGGUCCAGAAAACCAAAGUAUUGACAGAAGUGGGCCACUUGUAAAAAGUCUCCUUCGAAGGUCACUGUCCAUGGACAGCCAGGUUCCUAUUUACUCGCCUUCUGUUGACCUAAAACCUUCACAGGUAUCAUCAUCCUCCUCACCGGGAACUAACGAUUCCCAGAAGAUAUUUAAUGUUGUAUCUCAGAAGUCGUCCUUGAAGGAGUCAUCAGAGAAGUUAGUCUUAGAUGAAAAACCCCAGGUAAUACACCCGCAUCGCCUUAGAUCUUUCAGUGCCUCUCAGUCAACUGAUAGGGAGGUUGCUUCCCCUCUCACAGAGGUGCGAAUAAAAACUGAACCUAGCAGCCCGCUUUCAGAUCCUGCCGAAAUAAUAAGAGUUACAGUGGGUGAUGCUUCAGCAUCGACAAAUAAAGACUUUCCUUUUAAAACCGAGGAUGAUCAUAAGGAACCAAGCAGAAUUCCAGCAAAAAGGAGUUUUCAAGACGACAGAAGACUACCGUUUAAGAAACAGAAGGCGGAUGAGCAGGGUUCUCCUGGGUCAGAAGAUAACUUUGGGGAAGGCUCAAGCCCUACGCACCUUGAUGCUGAUUUUCCUGAUUCUGAUGUCAGUAAAGAUGAAUACAGUGAGAUGGAAGAAGCAAGACCAAAUAAAAAAUUUAAAUGCAAGCACUGCCUUAAAAUUUUCCGGUCAACAGCAGGUCUUCAUCGUCAUGUUAACAUGUAUCAUAAUCCAGAAAAGCCCUAUGCUUGUGACAUAUGCCACAAGAGAUUUCACACAAAUUUCAAGGUGUGGACCCACUGCCAGACACAACAUGGAAUCGUGAAGAAUCCCUCGCCUGCUUCCAGUUCACAUGCUGUUUUGGAUGAAAAAUUCCAAAGAAAACUGAUCGAUAUAGUGAGAGAGAGAGAAAUUAAAAAAGCUCUAAUAGUUAAACUAAGACGUGGCAAGCAAGGUUUUCAGGGACAGUCUGCUUCACAAGCACAACAAGUCAUCAAACGAAAUUUAAGAUCGAGAACCAAAGGAGCCUAUCUUUGCACCUACUGUGGGAAAGCUUAUCGUUUCCUCUCACAAUUUAAACAGCACAUAAAAAUGCACCCAGGGGAGAAACCAAUUGGAGGAAAUAAGGCUCCUAAGCCGAAAGAUCAUGCUCAUAUCGAAAGUCCAGUAGAAAGCAAAGAGGUUUAUCAGUGCCGUCUCUGCAACGCCAAGCUCUCUUCACUUAUUGAACAGGGAAAUCAUGAGCGACUCUGUAGAAAUGCUACUAUCUGUCCUUACUGCGGCGUCAGAUUUUCUUCUCCAGAGCUGAAGCAUGAGCAUGAAAGCAAGUGUGAAUACAAGAAGCUUACUUGUCUUGAGUGUAUGCGUACCUUUAAAUCAUCCUUUAGUAUUUGGCGUCAUCAAGUUGAAGUUCACAAUCAAAACACAAUGGCUCCAUCAGAGAACUUUUCUUUACCUAUCCUGGAUCACAAUGGAGAAAUUACUAGCUCGUCAAGAUUGCCUCCCCAGUCAGAGUCCAAUAAAAUGAACAAUUUUGUUGCUGCGAAGGAAGAUGGUGUAUUCAGUGAUUCGUCAGAACAAAUAAAUUUUGAUUCUGAAGAUUCCUCAUGCCUACCUGAAGACUUAAGUGUUUCCAAGCAGUUUAAAAUUCAGAUCAAAGAAGAGCCUGCAGAUGAUGUAGAGGAUGAGGUCAGCGAAACGAGCAGAGAACCUAAGGAAGUAGUCUCCAACAAGGAUGCUGGUUUGUGGCCCUGUGAAAAGUGUGGGAAGAUUUUCACUGUACGCAAACAGCUGGAGCGUCACCAAGAGCUCUUAUGCUCUGUGAAACCAUUUAUUUGUCACGUGUGUAACAAGGCCUUCCGAACCAAUUUCCGUCUGUGGAGUCACUUCCAGUCUCAUAUGUCACAGACCGCAGAGGAAUCCGCAAAUAAAGAGCCUGAGAUAUGUCCACCAGCUAAUUCCCCAUCACCACCACCCUUACCUCCACCCCCACCCCUCCCCAAAAUCCAGCCUUUGGAGCCUGAUAGUCCAACAGGCUUGUCUGAAAGCUCCACUACUACUGAAAAAUUAUUUGUACCACAGGAGUCAGAUACGCUCUUCUAUCAUGCUCCACCACUCUCAGCAAUCACGUUCAAAAGACAAUACAUGUGUAAGCUCUGUCAUAGGACUUUCAAGACAGCUUUUAGUCUUUGGAGCCACGAACAGACACACAAUUAGCUUUAACAGAUACCUUAAAAAGCUAGUUCAGUGGAGGCUGUGUUCAGGAUUUCAGAUGUAUGCCAUAUAAACUAGAAACCUAAGAGGAUCAAGAUAACAACGACGACGAUGGAAAAAUUUGGAAUUUGUGAUGCUGCUUGGAUUGGAAGAUUAAGGUAAACUAAUUUAGUUAGUAGGUAGAAAGCAGAGUAAUUUAAAAUACUGUGGUCUGGGAUCUAAUAGUAACAGAAUAAUUUUUAUUUCAUUUAACACUGAAAUACGAUCACAUCUGGAUUGUAUGCAUGGAUCUUCAUCCUGUGAUGUUGGUGUGUGCGUGUGUAUUAUAUAUAAAGUUAUAUAUUAAAUGAAAGAGCAACAACAAUUUGGAUUCUAACUGUGAGUUUAUAGUAGUGAAAUACUGUAACCAACUUCAUUAAUUAUUUUUUUUUUUAAAUAAAAAACCAACACACAAGCUCCAUAUAAAUAGUUGCCAUACACUUGGAGUUAGGGAGGAAGUGGAUGGAGUGUCUUGCUGUAUUGACUUAGGUCUUAGAAACCUUUAGCAAUAACAAAUAAACCUCAAGUUUGAGUAAUCCUGAUGUUGUUGGAUACGAAUGUUUGAUAUUUUAAGGGAACAUAGAAAUGUUUUGUUGUUAUAUGGAACUUGUGCAAAUUAAAAUAGAAUCUAAAGUCAGCAAUAUUAUUACUAAGAUUUUAUAUUAAAAAGUAGCAGCAAGCCUGCUUUCAGCCAUUUAAUUAUGUUUCUAAGGAAAAUUGGGGGAGGGGGUACUUUGCUUUAUAUAAUGUCCCAAAGACUAAUUUACUAUAGAUACUUCAGUAGCUAAAGUCAUUGUAUUAACAGCCAUCGUAACGCAAAUGGUACUGUUUAUAAUAUGAACUAAGAUUGAAUGGAUGUCAGACAACUUUCAUAAUUUUGUUUCCACUAUUUGUACAACUGUUUGUAAUUCUAACUACAAAGGAAUGUAUGACUAUUAAAUGAAAAAAAGAGAGCUCAUUAAGGGACAGAAGAUGAGUUGUGUUCCUACAUACAGUAAUAAGCUUGGCCAUGAGUAUAAAGAUAUGUUUUAACAAAAGCUAAAAAUGUAAAUAUUUAUAUAGACACCUGUAUAAAUGAAGAAGUAUGUAUUUGAGAUUUGUAUUAAGCAUACAUAUCCAGCUCAAAGCAGAGGGAAAAACAUCACACUACAAUCACUGCAUUUUAUGAAUACAAUGCAUAGAAUAUUUCUUUCUGCUGGUUUCUAUAAUUUGUGAUACUGUGUUGCAAUUUUCUAAUUUGUUGAAAAUCGUGGUAAUAAUGGGCUGCAGAUAUUCUGUGUAGUUCCAUUAUUUUACAUCAAAUCACAACUGGAGCAUUUAAUGUAAGUAGUAUCAUAGAUAUUUACCAGAAGCUAUGGCAAGGGUCCAAAAUUGUUCUGUAAGUAAAACAAAUAUUUACCCAGAAGUAGGUGGUAAACAGUGAAAAAUUAUUAUGCUAGAAUUUAGACUUAAUGGAGUGGUGAUGGAUUAAAGUGAACGUAAAUGAUGCAAACAGUUAUUUAUGAUCCUGACCAACUUUACCCAGUUCCACACCACCUAGUCAGAGCCCAGUUUGUGUUUGCUGAAAGCAGCAGGAAUUUGGUCACCAAUUUCAGGAGGAUCAGGAGUGAGGCUUUAAUUGUGUAUGUAACCAUGACAUUUUUUUCAGCAUCCCUAACUCAAAAGUAAAAAGAAUUGCAAGCUGACACUAAGAUUUAGCAAAAUUAAGCACAAGUGUAACUCCUAAGAAUCUGAGGAUGAGCAUCUUGGUGAGGCAUGCACAGGAGUAGAUUUUUCUCAGUGAAAGCCCAAGUGUGCUACCAUUUUUUUUCAACAGAUUUUUUUUUUUUUGGUCAGGAUGGACCCCCAACUUUUUUUCAGCUUCCAAAAAAUUUCAAGCAUCUUCUGUUUCAUUUUUGAUUAAAAUCUAAAAUUGUUACUUAAUACUUCUAAUAGUAACAUUAUGUCCUCUUUUGUCCUCUUUCAGGCAAAUUGUAUCUGAAUAUGCUUAUGCUAAUUUGUUAGAAUAUGAGUCAAACUCUUUCAGUGACAUUGCAAUUGAAAUAAGGUACUUGUUUAAUAGUGACAUUCUAUUCUAAAAAAGUUACUGACUUUUCUCUUGCAUCUAAUAAGACUAAAUUUCUUUCUUACCAGAAACUAUUUCAAAAUAAAAUGGUUAUUGCAUUUAACCUGGUUUAACAAAAUCAGAAAAACAUAAAGCUGUGUUAAGUAUCCUUUAAAUGCACUUAAGAAAUCUGCGCAUAGAAAAUAUGAAUGUGUUUUUCUGAAAUGAUUCCUGAGUUUUCACCAAUGAUUCCUCUACACAACAGUCUGAAAGUUUGUAUGUAGCCUUUUAAAAAUCAGUGUGCUUUCUAAAGGAAGGUGGCAACUAGUUCAGCUAUGUCAUAGUCAUCUAGCUUCCAACUGGGAUUCUGCUACGUGAUAUGAUGAUAAUUUCCACACACUUUAAAUCAAAAAGCUUGUGCAACAUCUUUGAAGAAACCUUGACUUUUUUCGUAAUAUACUUUGUACUAUAAAAAAUCCAUAAAAUAUUUUUGGUCUAAAAUAGCCUCCUUCUAAGUUUUUCUUUAGUUGCUUGUUGGGGUUUUUUUUUAAGUUUUGUUUUUAACUCUGAGCGUGUUCUGUGGGUUUUUUUUUAAAUUCAGUUCCUGUUGUUUAGUAAAGGAAUUCAGGAUCUCUGAAGUUUAAAUAUGAGAUGUUUAUAUAGCAGUUCUGGUUUUCUAUUAGCUUUUAUACAGUAUCUUAAGCCCUUGAUAGAAGUGUUUAUUUUGGAGGAGACGAAAUAAAUAUGCUUCCACUUAUAUAACUUUAAUAUAUGUUUUAAAAGUUAAAUUAUGAAAAAAUGUUAGUUGCUUGUUUAUAAAUAAAGGUCUUUUGAAGAGUGUCUAGUUUGGCCACAAACAAAAUAAAAGGCAAAUUUAUUGAUACAAAAACCUGUCUUCAUCAUAACUUGUUUAAUUUUGUAGUUGUGUACUAAAGUGACACAAAGGUAAAGGUCUUGUUAAAUAUAAAAAGUGUUUUGCAUUUUUUCUUAAAAUUUGUGACAGGAAUGUGCAGAUGUUUUAAUAUAUAGAUUAGAAUCUUUAAUUCUUUCUUUUUUUGCUAUUUUUAUAAUCUGUCAAAUAAAUCUCAGAGAACUGUCCUGCUUUGGUGGAAGUACAGUGGAAACUUCCAUUACAUUUAAGAGGAGCAGAGUUGAGCCAUGAAAUGUAUUUUGUUUUGGGACUUUUUUUCCUUUCAGGCACUGUGUUGGUGAAGUGUCUAAGCCUAUGGUUAAGUUCCACUGAGAUCAGUCUUAAGGUUUUUUUAAAUACGUGCUUACGUUCUUUGCUAAAUUGGGACCAGGAUCAGCCAUUGAAAGUGAGCAAUGGCAGAAAAAUACAUCCAGAUUAUUUUUUUUUUAAGUCUUAGAACUAAAAGUGAAAAUGAAUUUUCCUCUACAUAAAACCUGCUUAUACAGCUAGGGUAUAAUUCUGUCAUUUACAAAAAACAAAGGAUGUGAACCAGUGAUAAUACCGACUCCUUGUAUCUGCGCCAUUUUUAAAUUUUUUUUUUUUAUUUUUGGUAAGGGUGAAUGAAACACCCUGUGGCAGUUAAUUGUGCAAAUAACCUGCUGAAGCAGUGGGUGACACUAGAGUUUGUCUUGUGUAUUUCAGAAUGCAGAGGUAGCCUUAUCUGUGAAACAGAACACAGCUGUAAGAGACUUGUUCCUGCAUUUCCUAUUUAGGCAAGCCUUCUAGUGACAUCCAGUAGAUAUUUUUUUUGUGUGAUGUUUGUUUUCCCCCAAGUAGGGCAUGCGGGUUUGGUCUGAAGCUACAUGUACUCUGUUUUUGUUCCAAGCUUCCGGUGGUAAAACUAGAAGUUCCUCACGUGGGAUAAGGACAGACUAUGCCUACCUUCUUGGCACUAACAAUGAGGGUGCAAAUAUAUGGCAUGAGCCUGUAAUCUGGCAUGUGCCUAUACUGUUCAAUAAAAUUGUUUACAUUUUCCUACCAGAAGAUUUAGAUAAAAAUCAAAGCAAGCUUAGGGAUUUGGGUUUUUCUAAUGUUGCUGUUAAUGAAUCAGUGUUAAAAUCUUUUUUUGUUGUUGUUGAACACAGCCUGAUAGUAUUUUUUAAUGUCAUUGAUUCUUGUUUAUUUAAAAUGACUUGUGAAAAACUGUACUAUAACUGUUGUACAUAAAGGGACACUAUCAAGAGAAAGGUUGUAUACAGUAAAUGUACUUAUCUGUAUUAAGAAUACUUGAUAUUAAUAAAAUCAAAGAAUUUAAAAACAUGAAUUGACUCAUAACACUUGCUGCUUGGGCAUGAAAAUGCCUGUUAAGGGCAUCCUAGGUUGUUGCAAGGAUGUCUGAAAAACAUGUCUGAAUUCUGUGGGCUGAGCUUAUUUUUCACGUUGCUUUUCUCUCACUAUUCCAGAAUAAAGGACUCAAUCCAUUUUUCCAAUUUCACAGGGAUACACGUUACCUUUUAAAGACACAAGCUUCCCACUACUGCAGCAGCAUCUUUUUAAUUAAAAUAUGUACAUAAAACAAGAACAAAGUAUCUCUUUGCAAUGUAACAUGCAAGAUACAUAUAAAGUACACAUUUUAAGGCUUAUUCUUGACAGUGUCCCUUUUAUAAAAAGCAGGAAAAUGGGAUCACUUGUAGUGCUUGGGUACAGGGAAAUACUUUCCUACAGUUUGUAGAAACUGGAAUUAUCCAAUAUAUUUACUAUAGAAUUUUCCAAUUACACGAAAUCACUUGUCAUUUUAAAGGAUUAUUGAGGUAAGACAAAAGAAGCUGGUUUUAUAAUCCUUAUAGUCAUUGUAUAUCAGUUCAAUACACCAGUGUUGAAUUUUGAUUAAGGAUGGGUUUUUACUUUUUUUAGGACUGAGACUUAGUAGCUUAGGGCAACUUUUUCUUUAAUGUAAUGUAAAUCCAUUGCUGCUUUGUACAACUUUUUCUACUGUGUGUUUUCUUUACUUAGAUCUUGACUAAGAAAUAUUGGCGUCCAAUAAACUUACACUUUGUUUCUUUUGAA
This is a messenger RNA of Calidris pugnax (ruff), 8410 nucleotides long. It is a transcript of the gene ZBTB21, whose product is annotated as zinc finger and BTB domain containing 21. The transcript is spliced from 2 exons. Gene Ontology annotation, biological process: negative regulation of DNA-templated transcription; regulation of transcription by RNA polymerase II. The record is from RefSeq and is a predicted model, not a curated record. Bases 177 to 3353 code for a protein of 1058 amino acids. Gene Ontology annotation, cellular component: nucleus. Lineage: Eukaryota; Metazoa; Chordata; Aves; Charadriiformes; Scolopacidae. Gene Ontology annotation, molecular function: protein binding; DNA-binding transcription factor activity, RNA polymerase II-specific; RNA polymerase II cis-regulatory region sequence-specific DNA binding.